Molecule: messenger RNA, 3793 nt
Organism: Aspergillus ochraceoroseus IBT 24754
Lineage: Eukaryota; Fungi; Ascomycota; Eurotiomycetes; Eurotiales; Aspergillaceae
Product: putative checkpoint protein kinase (SldA)
Exons: 4
Coding region: 173-3793 (1206 amino acids)
Biological process (GO): protein phosphorylation; meiotic sister chromatid cohesion, centromeric; mitotic spindle assembly checkpoint signaling
Molecular function (GO): protein kinase activity; ATP binding
Source: RefSeq, a predicted model, not a curated record
CAGACUUCGACUCUACGACGAUUAUCGACCUCGCCCCUUUUCCCCUAGCCGGAACGAUAACAACAACCACUGAUUUCCAGUUACGCUCAAAAUAUCCAAGUUAACGGCAAUUUAGAAAACCAAAGCUCCAAUCUCUGCACUCCCCGUGACCUCGACAUCGUUCGUUGCCGCCAUGGCGGCCUCCGGGGACCUCAUUGACUUCGAUAUCAUCGAGAAUCAGAAGGAAAAUAUUCAGUCAUUACCAGGUGGACGGUCUGCUCGGGAGCUAGCCCGCAUUUUCUCUCCUCGAGAUCCUAGUGACAAGCUAGCAGCGCCAUCUCCAAACGACACCAGAACACUCAAUGACGCUAUUCGACAAGAAUAUGAAGCAGAGUUGCAGGCUAUCGGGGAUUCAGACGACCCUCUGGAUGUAUAUGAUCGCUACGUUAAGUGGACACUGAAUGCCUACCCCUCUGCUCAAGCAACUGCAGAGUCAGGUCUCCUCCCAUUACUGGAGAAGGCUGUCAAGUCAUUUCUCAACUCGCCUCAUUAUAAAAAUGACCCGCGCUAUCUACGACUGUGGCUACACUAUAUUAGAUUUUUUUCAGAUUCACCCCGCGAAACGUUUGCAUUCAUAGCGCGUCACCAUGUCGGGGAGGGUCUUGCCCUGUUUUAUGAAGAGUUUGCAGCUUGGCUCGAGAGUGCAGGACGAUGGACUCAAGCAGAUGAAGUUUACAGGCUUGGGAUAGACCGGGAGGCUCGGCCAACGGAACGGAUGGUUCGAAAGUUCAGCGAAUUCCAAAGACGUUAUGACCAACACACACAAGACAACGGGCCUUCCUCUCCUGCAUUACCGGCCGUGCGCCCUGCCUUGGCUGCCAAGGUAGAUCCCUUUGCCUCAGCCACACCCACGUCGGCGGAUUCGCAAUCACAGCGGCAGCCGUCUAGUGCAGGAGCUGCACCUAAAACAAAGUCAGGAAAACCGAAAAUGGCGAUUUUCUCCGACGCAGACUCCGCCCCGAGUCAGCCCGUAAUUGGCGGGCAAAGCAAGGGCUGGGAUAGUAUCGAUUCUAUGCAGGACCGACGGAAGGAAAACAAAGUGGAGGCGAAACCAUGGGCUGGGGAAACUCUCAAAACCACAAAGAAACCUGCACCAGUUCAAAAAAUGGCAAUUUUCAGGGAUGAGUCGAACUCAGAUUUACCAGUCAAAGAAAAUAUUCAAUCAGACCCAGUUCCAGAGCAUCGUGUAAGGGAAGCGAUAAACCCACGGACAGGAAGAAAGGAACGAGUAUUCGUCAAUCUUGAUGCAGUAUAUCCCGACUACAAAAACGCUAACCAUGAGGUGAGCUUUGAAGAGCUCAGGGCUAUCAAACGUGGCUGGAUGGAUAAGACCUGGCGUACCCAAAAGGCACCUCUCAAAACAAUAUCCGGGAACUCUUCUCAUGACCCGCAUUUGGAUAAGGAGAAUGGGCAAGGUUUGCACGGGGGAUUGCCAGAACAAUUCAACCAGAAAUUGACCUUGAAAGAAGUAGAUAGCCAGGCCUCCCGACAGAACACCGAGUUGGAUCCAGCCCACGAUUCUAGAACCGCGAGGCCACGAAAGCUGAAAGUCCGCGAAGUCAAGGCUGAGACACAGACCAUCAAAAUGAAAUUUGAUUCUCCUACCGGAAACAAGAUUCGUCGCAAGAGUACCGCGGAGCCAACAAUGACCAUCCACACCCGAGCUGCUACGGAUGAGAUUUACAGCAUCUUCAACCAACCGCUGAAGGCAGAAAGCCAGAGUGUAGCGGAAAGCAGUGACUUUGAAGAUGAUGAUUACAUUAGUGCUGGAGAAAGUACAGGAACGGGACGAAUAUCCGCUGCAUCUAGCGAUUUUGGCGAUGACGAGACUACAUUUCAUAAGUCCUUUGACGAAGGUGAUGGUGACGACUUUUACGACAAUACUCGAGCCGAGAGUGUCGAUGGGGAAUGGACUCAAUUUUCCUCAAAAGAUAUUCCCCUCCAUUCACACCCCAUUGAGUCAACACAAUCAACAUCACACAACACCAGCGACGAUGGUGCGGAAGGCCUCGAUGUUUCUGGGAAGGCCGAAAGGCAAAGAUUCAUUCCAGAAAUGCCAGAGGAUUAUGUUCAGCCCUACGGUACCUAUCGAGACCCUGCAGUAGUGGCCCAAAAUCGCCUGCCCUUUAUGACACCCAUUGUGGAACGCACCGAAUACUCGCUGCCUUCCAUGACGGCAGCUAAAAGCAACUUGUACUCCACGAAGACACCCUCUAGGCCUCAAAUGGGGAGCCUUCUCGCAACUCCACUAAUUGCAGAGACACCAUACCAAGCGCAAAGCUUUAACAGCCUCCCAGAGGAUAUUACCCUUAGUCCCACCGCUAAGAAAGCCCAGUCAACUCUCAAAUCAGCGUCCCCUGCAAAGGAUGUUGCCCGCAAAGAGCCGAUUAUCAAGGAAAUGGUAUGCAAUCCCAUCGAUAAAGCUGUUCGCGACACAAUCCUCGAGUCUCUACAUUCUACGCUGGCAGCAUACCCUGGCUAUCAUGCCGAUCUUGAAACGGAAACACAUUAUGCCCGCGAGAUUCAAAAGUUUGUGAAAACUACGGGUAGGCGUUCUAAGGGUGGAGAUGAGGAGUCGUUUGAUGUGCCAAUCCUCGAUCUCCCCGGAGCAGAGAAAAGCUAUAUUAUUAGACGGGAGCUGGGAGCUGGUGCCUAUGCUCCGGUCUAUCUAGCUGAGAGCCUUGACAGCCUUUCAUCCGACUCCGAUAUCGAAUCCGUGAACGGUAAUAGCAACUCGGAUUCUCCGAGCAGCAGUAAAACAAUACUCAACAAACCACCCCGCUACGCUUUUGAAGCGAUCAAAUUGGAAGUUGGGCCGCCUAACGCUUGGGAAUUCUACAUGAUCCAAACUGCCCAUCAACGAAUAUCCCUCCUACCAGAGCUUUCACGGGCCUCUGACAGUGUCAUCCGCGCCCAUGAAAUGCACGUUUUCAAAGGGGAGAGCAUUCUUGUGGAAGACUAUCGUGGACAAGGAACCCUCCUAGACCUGCUAAACCUGGUCCGCAACGAGCCCAUCUCAGGCCAUUCUAACCCGGAGGGAGGACUAGAUGAGGCUCUCGCAAUGUUUUUUACCAUUGAGCUUUUCCGGACCGUUCAAGCUCUUCAUGCUUGUGGUGUUCUGCAUGGAGACAUCAAAGCCGACAAUUGUCUCGUCCGCUUCGAUGAUAACCCAGCUGCUACCCCAGUCGAGAAUUAUGUUUCAGACCCUCGUGAGCUCCAUUAUUCGCCCAACGGAUCCUGUGGCUGGAGCAAGAAGGGUCUAUCUCUGAUUGAUUUUGGUCGUGGCAUCGACAUGCGUGCUUUCCACUCUUCAGUUCAAUUCAUUGCCGACUGGAAGACAGGCGAACAUGAAUGUAAUGAAAUUCGCGAGAUGCGGCCCUGGACACACCAAAUCGACCUCUACGGCCUUGCCGGUACAAUUCACGUCAUGCUUUUUGCCAGAACUUAUCGGAUCCGCGAACCAUUGAAACGAUACUGGGAACGGGAUAUUUGGAACGACGUGUUCGAUCUCCUUCUCAACCCUGGAGCUGACCGGUGGGCCCAGAUGGAGCGUCCAGGCAGCUACCCUGCUGUUACCUCAGAUCAAUCUACCGGCGGCCAGCCCAUGCUUCCCGUUCUAAACUCCAUGCAAUAUGUCCGAGAGAAAAUGGAAGAUUGGCUCCUCGCAAACGCCGAAAAGAAAGGCUUGGGUCUUCAGAUUCGCAAGCUGGAGGCUAUCUUUGCCGAGAAGAAGAAGAAAUUGGAAAGGUUCUGA